UGAUUAGAUAAUCAAAAUUUCGUUGAUGUCAAAUGAAAUAAUUAUAAGUAUUGAAUUUUUAAAACUGCAGUAACUGAAUUACAACUGCUGCUAAGCAAGAGUACGUGAAGCGGGGCCAAUAUGUUGCACAUAUACGCAGCCACUACUUCGGAACCGAAACCCAAGUCUCGCGGCUGGCCAUUUAGCGGGUCUACGAGCGCCGAUGAUGACUAUGACCCGCACGAACACCGCGUUGUUGAAAAACCUACCACGUACGGGGAAACCAUGACACAUAUGGUGAAAGGCUGCGUCGGCGCUGGCUUGCUGGCAAUGCCCAAUGCCAUGUACCGCAUGGGCCUAAUAAUUGGUGUACUCGGUGUUGUAUUCUUAGGAGUUUUUGCCACAUACUGUAUACAAAUACUGGUCCUCGGGCAGUACGCCAUCUGUAAGAAGAACAAAGUGGGCUACAUGUCGUACCCCAAGAGCAUGAAGCUGGCGCUGCAGUCUGGGCCGCCCGCCUUGCGCUGGUCGGCCAAUAUAUUUUCCGUGGCUGUUGACGUUUUGCUCUUCGGCUGGCAAAUAGGAGUUUGCUCUGUAUUUUUGGUUUUUGUCGCUGAAAAUUUAAGACAGUUCAUAGAAUUUGUCGGCGGUGGAGUCUUACCAGUGAGGAUAGUCAUAUUAAGCUUGUACCCUAUCCUGGUCACCGCCUGUAUGGUAAAGGAUCUAAAAAAGUUGGCGCCUCUAUCUACAUUCUCUAAUGGUUGCAAUGCGUUCGGGCUAAUUCUUAUAUUUUUUUACCUGGUACAAGAUGAUAUCGUCAUCAAGGAGUCCAUGUUCGAGAUGAAAUCAUUUUAUGACAUCCCCGUGUACAUCGGUAUAGUCCUGUACGCGUUGGAGGCUGUGGGCGUGAUUCUGGCACUCGAGAGUAACAUGGAGAAACCGAAGGAAUUCACUGGGUUGUUUGGACUCUUCAGCAUCGGUAUGAGUAUCAUUGUCGUCUUGUACGCCACUCUGGGCAUCUUUGGAUAUAUGAAGUAUGGAGAUGAAAUUAAAGCAUCCAUUACGCUCAAUCUACCGCAGGAUGAGAAGUAA
This is a messenger RNA of Spodoptera litura, 1071 nucleotides long. RefSeq names its product proton-coupled amino acid transporter-like protein acs. The record is from RefSeq and is a predicted model, not a curated record. Gene Ontology annotation, cellular component: vacuolar membrane. NCBI's taxonomy places the organism in Eukaryota, Metazoa, Arthropoda, Insecta, Lepidoptera, Noctuidae. Gene Ontology annotation, biological process: amino acid transmembrane transport. Gene Ontology annotation, molecular function: L-amino acid transmembrane transporter activity.